Molecule: messenger RNA, 954 nt
Organism: Amorphotheca resinae ATCC 22711
Lineage: Eukaryota; Fungi; Ascomycota; Leotiomycetes; Helotiales; Amorphothecaceae
Exons: 4
Coding region: 235-954 (239 amino acids)
Biological process (GO): mitochondrial electron transport, ubiquinol to cytochrome c
Cellular component (GO): membrane
Molecular function (GO): quinol-cytochrome-c reductase activity; 2 iron, 2 sulfur cluster binding
Source: RefSeq, a predicted model, not a curated record
UAACCGCAUCGUAUCUUUCAAUCUGUCCGAUAUACACAUCUCUCUCUCCCCCCAAGAAGUGAGUUGUGUGAGUGAAGCUUCAUUUUCGUCGCACGAAAAGCUCCGGCGCAACCGACCAAUCAGCCGCCAGCCAAACCAAUCGCUCGUUCCUUGCCGACGAACCUCAAAAUCCUCAGCUCAUAACCUACCGUCACCUCCCAUCCAUCAAUUGCCUACACCACACCGCCGCUCACCAUGGCCUCUCUCACCUCCACCUCUCGCACGCUGCUGCGCGCUCUGCCACGCACCUCUCUGUCCUCUCUCCCCGUUCGCGCCCUCUCCACCUCGUCCAGCAAAUGCGGACCCGGCGCGGCGGACACCAGCUCUUUCGACUCGCCCUUCCGCGGCUUUGGCGGCAGCAAGACCGCCAAGAUCCCCGAUUUCAGCCAUUACAAGAGCAACAAGAGCCAGACCAGCAACCAGAUGUUCCAGUACUUCAUGGUCGGCACAAUGGGUGCUCUCACAGCCGCGGGUGCCAAGAACACCGUUCAAGACUUCCUGGUGAACAUGUCCGCCUCUGCGGAUGUUUUGGCCAUGGCCAAGGUCGAGGUUGACCUGUCGGCCAUUCCCGAGGGCAAGAACGUCAUUAUCAAAUGGCGAGGCAAGCCAGUCUUCAUCCGCCACCGAACCCCCGAUGAAAUCAAGGAGGCCGAGAGCGUCAAGGUCGAGUCGUUGCGGGAUCCUCAAAAGGAUGAGGACCGUGUCAAGAAGCCUGAAUGGUUGGUCAUGAUCGGUGUCUGCACACACUUGGGAUGCGUACCCAUCGGCGAAGCCGGCGACUUCGGAGGAUGGUUCUGCCCCUGCCACGGUUCUCACUACGAUAUUUCCGGACGUAUACGAAAGGGACCCGCGCCUCUUAACCUCGAGAUCCCAGAAUACGACUUCCCUGAAGAGACGUCGCUGGUUAUUGGUUAA